Saimiri boliviensis boliviensis (Bolivian squirrel monkey) is the source of this 3278-nucleotide messenger RNA. It is a transcript of the gene PADI2, whose product is annotated as peptidyl arginine deiminase 2. The record is from RefSeq and is a predicted model, not a curated record. Gene Ontology annotation, cellular component: nucleus; cytoplasm. Gene Ontology annotation, molecular function: histone arginine deiminase activity; calcium ion binding. Gene Ontology annotation, biological process: chromatin remodeling. NCBI's taxonomy places the organism in Eukaryota, Metazoa, Chordata, Mammalia, Primates, Cebidae.
UAAGGCCGCGCGCGGGGCUGUGGGACGCAGGCUGCUGGAGAAGGCGCACCUGCUGCAGGUGCCCCCGGCGGCCCCGGACCAGCGAGCGCGGGCACUGCGGCGGGGAGGAUGCUGCGCGAGCGGACCGUGCGGCUGCAGUACGGGAGCCGCGUGGAGGCGGUGUACGUGCUGGGCACCUACCUUUGGACCGAUGUCUACAGCGCGGCCCCAGCCGGGGCCCAAACCUUCAGCCUGAAGCACUCGGAGCGCGUGCAGGUGGAGGUGGUGCGCGAUGGGGAGGCGGAGGAGGUGGCCACCAACGGCAAGCAGCGCUGGCUUCUCUCGCCCAGCACCACCCUGCGGGUCACCAUGAACCAGGCCAGCACCGAGGCCAGCAGUGACAAGGUCACCGUCAACUACUAUGAUGAGGAAGGGAGCAUUCCCAUCGACCAGGCGGGGCUCUUCCUCACGGCCAUUGAGAUCUCCCUGGAUGUGGAUGCAGACCGGGAUGGUGUGGUGGAGAAGAACAACCCAAAGAAGGCAUCCUGGACCUGGGGCCCUGAGGGCCAGGGAGCCAUCCUGCUGGUGAACUGUGACCGAGAGACACCCUGGUUGCCCAAAGAGGACUGCCGUGAUGAGAAGGUCUACAGCAAGGAAGAUCUCAAGGACAUGUCCCAGAUGAUCCUGCGGACCAAAGGCCCUGACCGCCUCCCCGCUGGAUACGAGAUUGUUCUGUACAUUUCUAUGUCGGACUCAGACAAAGUGGGCGUGUUCUACGUGGAGAACCCGUUCUUCGGCCAACGCUAUAUCCACAUCCUGGGCCGGCGGAAGCUCUACCACGUGGUCAAGUACACGGGUGGCUCCGCGGAGCUGCUGUUCUUCGUGGAAGGCCUCUGCUUUCCCGACGAGGGCUUCUCAGGCCUGGUCUCCAUCCAUGUCAGCCUGCUGGAGUACAUGGCCCAGGACAUUCCCCUGACGCCCAUCUUCACAGACACCGUGAUAUUCCGGAUUGCUCCGUGGAUCAUGACACCCAACAUCCUGCCUCCCGUGUCGGUGUUUGUGUGCUGCAUGAAGGAUAAUUACCUGUUCCUGAAAGAGGUGAAGAACCUGGUGGAGAAAACCAACUGUGAGCUGAAGGUCUGCUUCCAGUACAUAAACCGAGGCGAUCGCUGGAUCCAGGAUGAAAUUGAGUUUGGCUAUAUCGAGGCCCCCCACAAAGGCUUCCCUGUGGUGCUGGACUCCCCCCGAGAUGGAAACCUGAAGGAUUUCCCUGUGAAGCAGCUCCUGGGCCCAGAUUUUGGCUACGUGACCCGGGAGCCCCUCUUUGAGACUGUCACCAGCCUUGACUCAUUUGGAAACCUGGAGGUCAGUCCCCCGGUGACCGUGAACGGCAAGACAUACCCCCUCGGCCGCAUCCUCAUCGGGAGCAGCUUUCCUCUGUCUGGUGGUCGGAGGAUGACCAAGGUGGUGCGUGACUUCCUGAAGGCCCAGCAGGUGCAGGCGCCCGUGGAACUCUACUCAGACUGGCUGACCGUGGGCCACGUGGAUGAGUUCAUGACCUUCGUCCCCAUCCCCGGCACAAAGAAAUUCCUGCUGCUCAUGGCCAGCACUGCAGCCUGCUACAAGCUCUUCCGAGAGAAGCAGAAGGAUGGCCACGGAGAGGCCAUCAUGUUCAAAGGCUUGGGUGGGAUGAGCAGCAAGCGAAUCACCAUCAACAAGAUCCUGUCCAACGAGAGCCUCGUGCAGGAGAACCUGUACUUCCAGCGCUGCCUGGACUGGAACCGUGACAUCCUCAAGAAGGAGCUGGGACUGACAGAACAGGACAUCAUUGACCUGCCUGCUCUGUUCAAAAUGGAUGAGGACCACCGUGCCAGAGCCUUCUUCCCAAACAUGGUGAACAUGAUCGUGCUGGACAAGGACCUAGGCAUCCCCAAGCCAUUCGGGCCGCACGUGGAGGAGGAGUGCUGCCUGGAGGUGCACGUGCGCGGCCUCCUGGAGCCCCUGGGCCUCGAGUGCACCUUCAUUGACGACAUUUCUGCCUACCACAAGUUUCUGGGGGAAGUCCACUGCGGCACCAACGUCCGCAGGAAGCCCUUCGCCUUCAAGUGGUGGCACAUGGUGCCCUGACCUGCCGGGAUCCCUGGUGUUUGCCUCCUUCCCUGAGUUCUCCAGACCCCUCACGCACCCAGAGCCUUCUGCUGCCAUAGACUGGACAGCCCCGCUGGGAGACCUUUGGGAUGUGGGGUGGGAUUUGGGGUAUCUGUGCCUUGCCCUUCCCGAGAAGGGCCUCAAUGGUCAUCUGAAGCCAUCCUCAGUGAGCCUCGACUCUGUCCCUGCUGAAAAUAGCUGGGCCAGUGUCUCUAGAGCCCCGACACAGGAACAAAAUGAAACACAGCAAACCAUAUGCCCAAAUCGUUCCCCCAAGAAUUUUUAGUCUCUAGUCCAACACCACUGAAUGAGGGGAGAAGGGAAGGAGAUUCUGGGAUCGCCAGUUCUUCCAGCAGCCAUGCUCUGAAAAUCAAGGUAAAACCCAGGAAAAGGGACCCCAGGAUCCCAGACGUAUCUUGAACUGCCAUCGUCAUUUCAAAGCCACCUCCCUCAGGGCCUCCAGGUGGCCACCCCCAAUUAUUCAUUCCUUACCAACCUCUCAAAUCCUCUCGGCUUCCUCUCUGCAGUGUGGACACUGUUGGCUAGCCCUCCCCACUCCCUGAGGGUCCAGUAAGUUAGUUUAGAACCUUCCUGGAAACAUUUCACCUGAGCAGGCUUCCCCACGCAUGGGAUGCUCCUCUUGCCUCGUCUGUCUCAUGGAUGCAGUCUCCCCUAGAUGCAUGAGGUUGCUUCCCAGAACAGCAUACUUGCGGCAUGAGAGUUCAACGUGUAAAGAUGCCCCUGGUCAGCCACAUCCAUCUUCUCUUGCCUGGCCCUUGAUUCUCUGGCCAGUCCCUGACCUUCCUCCUCUCACUGCCUCGGCCUUCUUCCUUUUUAUUCCUGAUGCCAUCUGUCCAGGCAGCUAGGCAAGAACUUGUUCACCAGCAACCAGAUUCAGGCCUUCCCAGGGCAUCAUAAAUGACAUCAGAUCCAAUAUGUAAGGACCCUGGUCUACCCUCCGGCCCAGCAGCCAGUUCUGGGUCAGCUGCCAGCUUAGGGAUGGUUUGAUUAUCCCAUUGAAAUUCACCAGUGCAUUUGCCAAAGACCCUCUCAUUUGGACAUACCCAGAUUCAUUCCCUGGCUUCAACUAAAAGACACAGCUUCAAUCUUUAAAAGUUUCUUUAGGGCCAGAAGAAUUAGUGAAUUAUAAU